Molecule: messenger RNA, 839 nt
Organism: Talaromyces stipitatus ATCC 10500
Lineage: Eukaryota; Fungi; Ascomycota; Eurotiomycetes; Eurotiales; Trichocomaceae
Exons: 3
Coding region: 225-680 (151 amino acids)
Source: RefSeq, a predicted model, not a curated record
AUCUCACCAUGACCUCAGCCUGAGGCAUUGCCUUGGAUUUGGCUGGCCAUAUUCCACCACAAGGCUGUCAUCGCGACGUCAUGAACUCUUGCCAGCAGAGAAUAUAAGCCAUGUGACCUUUCCUCUCAUAUAACAUACCCUGCUACAUCUUCUCUACUCGGCUACUCUUCAUCAAAUCGUCCAAUCUAACAGCUUCCUAUAAUAAUCAUCAACACACCUACACAAUGGCUACUUUGCACUAUCUUCCUCCUGUUAAGCCCUCGGCUAUCGCCCUAGGCACUGUCUUCACUCACACUGCCUCCCUCGGAAUUCUCACCCCUGUCUUCGGCGACGCUUACCACCGAGCUCAGGCCGCCAACACAAAGGAAGAGUUCCUCAAGUCUAAGGAGACCAGCAGUGCUGUCGCCGCCUGGGGUAGCUCUGUCGUCGGAAGUGCUCUCCAGACUUAUGGCGUUGCCGCCCUUAUUAACGCUACCGGUACCUUGACUUACAAGGGAGCUGCCUAUCUCGGAACCUUGAUUUUCUUUGCUAGCUCUGCUCCUGGCCUCAUCUCUCAAAUCAUUACUGAAAAGCGUCCCUUAGAUACCGUCGCUAUUGGUGCUGUCAGCAGAGUAUUCGAGACUGUCGGUCUCAGUUUGUUCUUGACAUGGUGGGGAACUCGGACCAACCCUUUCGACUAAGGGAUUUAGGUUCUCAGCAUGUACUGUCCGUUAAUUGAUCCGUGUUCGAAUGAUUGGCAUGGUUCCUUCGGCGGGAUAUAACGAUCCGUUUCAGAUGUAUAAUAACUUUUGAGAAUUUGGCAAUUGAGCUUUGACGUUGAAUAUGAAUCAUCGCAUCCG